GAACAAGUGACGCACCCUGACCACCACCAACGCUUCCUCCAGGCAACAUCCCAAAGGAUUACCGAAUUCCACCCACAAACGCCGUAAUCGCACCGAGAGUCCCAAAAGAUGGCCUCAUACCAAAUGAAGAUCAUCUUGAAGGUCCUCUUCCUUCACGUAAGUUUGCCAUGCCCCUUUCGCCUUCGGUCGCAAGCUACCAACUGCAUCCAGCUUAGACACUACCCAUUCUCUAUCCAUGGCAUCGCCGUCCCCACCAACGCCGUCGAGCUCUUGACUUCGAAGCUGGUCUGUGACCCUAUUGAAACCCACCUUACGCUCGCCAUGCACGGUCUGCUCACCUGCCUCAACACCGGCAAGCACCUAAGCAUCUUCGACUUUCUGGUUGAUUCCUACGUCGCUGUCGCCAUCCUCAACGAUCGCAACUGGCAGGACGAUAGACCCACCGCCACGAACGUCCAUGUCAUGUUGAAGCGCAUUAGAGAGGAGGUGAUCAAGCUGAUCAAGGCUCUGGUCGACAGACACGCCGGUGUCUUGACAGGCAAUAUUAUGGACGUCGAUGGCACUUUCCCUGUAAGUACAUUGUCCCUCGCCCUUCUGCAAUAUUUAGAAUCGAGCGACUGACCCCCGCUAGGCGGCCACGAGAGCUGAUUAUAACAGCAUGGAUCCAUUCGAGGUGUUGGGUAUCAAGAACCACAUCCAAUACGCCGUAAGUGGUGCCUCUCGUUAUUCGUCCUAGGACAAUGUCCCA
Molecule: messenger RNA, 748 nt
Organism: Hyaloscypha bicolor E
Lineage: Eukaryota; Fungi; Ascomycota; Leotiomycetes; Helotiales; Hyaloscyphaceae
Exons: 1
Coding region: 109-621 (170 amino acids)
Source: RefSeq, a predicted model, not a curated record